Molecule: messenger RNA, 942 nt
Organism: Ctenocephalides felis (cat flea)
Lineage: Eukaryota; Metazoa; Arthropoda; Insecta; Siphonaptera; Pulicidae
Product: phosphate carrier protein, mitochondrial-like
Exons: 8
Coding region: 172-942 (256 amino acids)
Biological process (GO): mitochondrial phosphate ion transmembrane transport
Cellular component (GO): mitochondrial inner membrane
Molecular function (GO): phosphate transmembrane transporter activity
Source: RefSeq, a predicted model, not a curated record
GGAUUAUUCAAAAGUCCAAUUCCUGGACAUAGUAUUUUGGCAGCAAAUUCAUCGGAAUAUUCUUGCGAAUUUGGAAGCCUCAAGUAUUAUUUGCUUUGCGCCUUAGGAGGAGUAGUAUCUUGUGGUUCAACCCAUACCUUUGUGACGCCACUGGAUUUGAUAAAAUGCAGAAUGCAAGUCGAUGCGAAAAGAUACAAAAAUAUACAAGACGGAUUUAAAGUAACUUAUAAAGAAGGCGGAAUGGUUGGUCUGUACAAAGGUUGGGGCCCUACACUUAUUGGAUAUUCCUUACAGGGUGCUGGCAAAUUCGGUUUGUACGAAGUCUUCAAAGUAAAAUAUCGGGAGCUCAUGGGAGACGACUUUUACCACAGAUUCACCAGUUUAAUUUAUUUGGCUGCAUCAGCAAGCGCCGAAUUUUUUGCUGAUAUCUUACUAUGUCCAUUGGAAUCCGUAAAGGUUCGUGUCCAGACAAUAGACGGUUACGCAAACGGCGUAAUGGACGGAAUCCCCAAAAUGAUCAAUGAAGAGGGCUUCGGCACAUUGUACAAGAGUAUCGUGCCCCUAUGGUUCCGACAAAUCCCUUACACGAUGAUGAAGUUUGCCAGUUUUGAAAAAACCGUCGUACUACUCUACAAGUAUGUCGUCCCCAAACCGAGGGAGCAGUGCACAAAAGGGCAGCAGCUGAUUGUGACUUUUGCAGCAGGCUAUAUCGCAGGAGUGUUCUGCGCCGUUGUUUCGCAUCCAGCUGAUACUCUGGUGUCGCAAAUGAGCAAACAGAAGGGAGUGAGUGCCAAAGAGAUUGCUCAAAAAUUAGGCUUCUACGGUUUGUGGAAAGGACUCGGCCUGAGGAUCGCCAUGAUAGGUACCUUGACGGCCUUACAAUGGUUCAUAUAUGACGGAUUCAAGGUUUAUAUGCGCAUGCCAAGACCUCCACCUGCUUAA